Oppiella nova is the source of this 321-nucleotide messenger RNA. The record is from the annotation of a GenBank genome assembly. Lineage: Eukaryota; Metazoa; Arthropoda; Arachnida; Sarcoptiformes; Oppiidae.
UCUAGAAUCCUGAACUUCGUAUUCUUCAUAAACAUCACUCGAGUGCUGUUCCUGAAGAUGUUCUCGUCAUCGGUGUCCGUCCGACAGUACAAAUACCGGACGUGGUUUAAGUCGACCUUCAUUUUGGUGCCACUGUUUGGCGUUCACUACAUGUUUCUACUGGUGUUCAACUCAUUAUCGGCCAUCUCUUACGACAUAUUCGAGAUUAUAUGGCUAUAUAUAGACUUACUAUUCUCGUCGUUUCAGUGUAGUUUCUGGUGGAGUGAUAGGGGGGACAGGGAUUACGGUUCGCAAAGUAGUCAUUCCCAUCGCAUCUCAUAA